Zingiber officinale is the source of this 1923-nucleotide messenger RNA. RefSeq lists its product as uncharacterized. Lineage: Eukaryota; Viridiplantae; Streptophyta; Magnoliopsida; Zingiberales; Zingiberaceae. The annotation marks the transcript as partial. Gene Ontology annotation, molecular function: zinc ion binding; nucleic acid binding. The record is from RefSeq and is a predicted model, not a curated record. The transcript is spliced from 6 exons.
AUGACUAAGUCUUUUGUGAAUAAUCUCGGAGAAGAAUGGCUGCGAACUCGCCGAGCUAAUCCUAAUCCCUCUACCCUGGGUCUACUAUCUGAAGAAGAGCAAAAGGCAGAAGCUGUUGCAACUAUGGAAGAGGAAGAAGAACAACCUUUCAUUACCCUAGUCAAAAAACCAAGGCUUACUGAGGAUGUUCCUCUCAGCGACCUUUUUGGUACUUUUGUGCAAACUCCUCUCGUUCCUGCGCCUAUUUCUUUUGAGAGAGACCAGCUACUUAUAGCUUGGGAACGGGAGAACAGUAAGCUAAAAGCUCAAAUAGAAACAUUGAAAGCUACUCUACCUCCUUCUCACGAUGACCUGACUCAAUUGCAAGAGAAAGUGGUCUCGCAAGAUCAACAACUAAGGUCAGUUUGCUAUUACUGCAAACUGCCCGGGCACGUGAGCCGAGAUUGUUCGCUGAAGACUCAGCAUAUAGCCUCCGGGGUUUCGGUUGCGGGAGGACAUUUUGGUCAGUCCGGGACUCGGCGAGGGGGGCCGAAAGCCCAAUCUUCGCAUCGCCAGCAGAAGACAGCUCCCCCUACAGCAGCUGCUUAUGGCAUUCAGGGUCAGGAGCGUUCUGGCGUCCUUAUAGAGUCCCAGAGUUCUAUUUCGGGACCUCAGUAUCUGACUCAGGAGCAGUAUCAGUUGCAGCCUCAGCCAUUGGCGCAGUAUCAGUUACAGCCCCAGCCACCGAUUCACCCUCAGCUCUCAGACGUUCCAGUGGUCCGGGAGUAUCCAGACGUAUUUCCGGACGAGCUUCCAGGUUUGCCUCCUCGAAGGCAAGUGGAGUUUGCUAUUGAGCUGAUUCCAGGGACUGCACCAGCAUCGAAAGCUCCGUAUCGUAUGGCACCGAAAGAGUUGGACGAACUAAAGGUCCAACUCCAGGAGUUAUUAGAUAGGGGAUUUAUUCGCCCUAUUAGAGAUUCUGAUAUUCAGAAGACAGCAUUUCGCACCAGAUACGGACAUUACGAGUUUUUGGUAAUGCCAUUUGGGCUUACCAAUGCUCCAGCAGUAUUUAUGGAUUUGAUGAACCGUAUCUUUUUGGAGUAUCUGGAUCAGUUUGUGAUUGUAUUUAUCGAUGACAUAUUGAUCUAUUCAUGUUCCGAGGAGGAACAUGCGCAGCACCUUCGCAUAGUCUUGGAGACUCUUCGACGACAUCAUCUGUAUGCGAAGUUCAGCAAGUGUGCAUUUUGGCUUCCCUCAGUUGGUUUUCUGGGACAUGUGGUGUCUAGCCGAGGUAUUUCAGUAGAUCCUCAGAAGAUCGAGGCUAUCACUAGCUGGGAGCAGCCGAAGUCAGUCCAGGAGAUCCGUAGUUUCUUGGGACUGGCUGGAUAUUAUAGACGAUUCGUUGAGGGUUUCUCCAGUAUUGCUAUGCCAUUGACACGUCUGACUAGGAAAGGCGUGAAGUUCACGUGGUCAGAGGCUUGUGAGACCAGCUUCCAGGAGCUGAAGCGGAGAUUAGUAUCAGCACCAGUUUUGGUUUUACCUUCUGGUGAUGACGGAUUCGUACUUUACACAGACGCAUCUCUUCAGGGCUUGGGCGCUGUUUUGAUGCAGCACGGUAGGGUAGUCUCCUAUGCUUCUCGUCAGUUGAAGGAGCAUGAGAAGAACUACCCAGUACAUGAUUUAGAGCUAGCCGCUAUUAUCUUUGCUUUGAAGAUUUGGCGACAUCAUCUUUAUGGCAUUACUUUUGAGAUUCUUACUGAUCAUAAGAGUCUCAAAUAUAUUUUCACCCAGAAGGAACUCAAUCUCCGACAGAGGAGAUGGAUGGAGUUCCUGAAGGAUUAUGAUUGUACUAUUAGCUACCAUCCGGGUAAAGCUAAUGCCUUGGGCACACAGCUUCGUUUCAGUACGGCAUUCCAUCCGCAGACAGAUGGGCAGUCAGAGCGG